CCGUGCCGAGGCCGCAGCCGCAGCGUGUCCCGCUCUGUCCGCAGCUCCCCCCUGCUGAAGCUGCCGCUGCCGGGGACGGGCCCGGUGGAGUUCAGCACGCCCGUCAAGGAUUACACCCCCCCUGCGCCGGGCAGCGCCGUGCCAGCCGGGGAGCCUGCCGAGAGACCCGACUGGUACGUGGGUGCUCCCGUGGCCUACAUCCAGCAGAUCUUCGUGAAGGCCACCGUGUCCCCGUGGCAGAAGAACUUCCUGGCCGUGGAUGUGUUCCGCUCCCCGCUGGCCCGCGUCUUCCAGCUCGUGGAGGAGGUCAGGAACCACGCCCUGAGGGACAGUUCUGGAGUCAGGAGCUUGGAGGAGCUUUGCCUGCAGGUCACAGAUCUCCUGCCUGGCCUCAAGAAGCUGCGGAACCUGCUCCCAGAGCACGGCUGCCUGCUGCUGUCUCCAGGGAACUUCUGGCAGAACGACCGGGAGCGCUUCAAUGCCGACCCAGACAUCUUCAAAACCAUCCACCAGCAUGAGCCAAAGACCUUGCAGACGUCAGCCACCCUCAAAGACCUGCUGUUCGGGCUGCCGGGGAGGUACAGCGGGGUGAGCCUGUCCAACCGGAGGCGCGUGGUGUCCUACACCAUCACCCUGGGGCUGCGGCGCUACGACUCCAGGUUCCUGAGCAGCCUCCGCUCCCGCCUGAAGCUGCUGCACCCCAGCCCCAACUGCUCCCUGCGGGAGGAGAGCGUGGUGCACGUGCACUUCAAGGAGGAGAUCGGCAUCGCCGAGCUCAUCCCGCUCGUCACCACCUACAUCAUCCUCUUCGCCUACAUCUACUUCUCCACACGGAAGAUCGACAUGGUGAAGUCCAAGUGGGGCCUGGCCCUGGCUGCGGUGGUGACGGUGCUCAGCUCCCUGCUCAUGUCCGUGGGGCUCUGCACCCUCUUCGGCCUCACCCCCACGCUCAAUGGAGGGGAGAUCUUCCCGUACCUGGUGGUGGUGAUUGGCCUGGAGAACGUGCUGGUCCUCACCAAGUCCGUCGUCUCCACGCCCGUAGACCUGGAGGUGAAGCUCCGCAUCGCCCAAGGGCUGAGCAACGAGAGCUGGUCCAUCAUGAAGAACAUGGCCACGGAGCUGGGCAUCAUCCUCAUCGGGUAUUUCACGCUGGUCCCGGCCAUCCAGGAGUUCUGCCUCUUUGCCGUGGUUGGCCUGGUGUCUGACUUCUUCCUGCAGAUGUUCUUCUUCACCACGGUGCUGUCCAUCGACAUCCGGCGGAUGGAGCUGGCCGACCUGAACCGCCGGGUGCCCCCGGAGUCCAUCCUGCCCCCGGGGAAGCCGCCGUGCCGUUCCCGGGCGCCGGCGGCGCGGCCGGCGAGCGCGGCGAGCCCGCACACCAUCACCCUGCAGCCCUCGUCCCUGCGCAACCUGCGCCUGCCCAAGCGCCUCCGCGUCAUCUACUUCUUCGCCCGCACCCGCCUGGCCCAGCGCCUCAUCAUGGCCGGGACGGUGAUCUGGAUCGGGAUCCUGGUGUACACCGACCCCGCCGGCCUCCGCACCUACCUCACGUCGCAGGUGACGGAGCAGAGCCCGCUGGGGGAGGCGGGGCUGCCCCCCAUGCCCGUGCCGGGGGGGGUCCUGCCCGCCGGGGACCCCAAGAUCGACCUGUCGGUGUUCCCGUCGGAGCCCCUGCAGCUGUCGGAGAACCAGACACAGCAGCGGGAGCAGCAGCUGCAGCACAACCAGCCCCCCUGGGCCCAGGGCACCGAGGGCAGAGGCAACGGCCAGGGGGAGCUGGGCACUGAGGCAGAGGUGACCUGGGGAGCGGAGGACGAGGAGAUCUGGAGGAAGCUUUCCUUCAGGCACUGGCCAGCCCUCUUCAGCUACUACAACAUCACCCUGGCCAAGAGGUACAUCAGCAUCCUGCCAGCCAUCCCUGUCACGCUGUACCUGAACCCACAGGAGGCCCUGGAGGCGCGACAUCCCCAGGAGGCCUCGCGCUACCAGCCCUUCCUGGCCUCCAGCAGAGGGGACUCGGACACCGGCGCUCAGCCCGACCACACAGCCAAGCUCCAGGGCCACCAGGAUGUCACCCUUUACAAGGUGGCUGCUCUGGGUCUGGCCUCAGGCAUCAUCCUGGUGCUGCUGCUCUUCUGCCUGUACCGGGUGUUCUGCCCCAAGAACUACGGGCAGAACGGGCACGGCCGCAGGAAGAGGGGGGACCUGCCCUGCGACGAUUACGGAUACUCCCCCCCCGAGACCGAGAUCGUGCCCCUGGUCCUCAGGGGCCACCUCAUGGACAUCGAGUGCCUGGCCAGUGAUGGGAUGCUGCUGGUCAGCUGCUGCCUGGUAGGGCAGAUCCGCGUGUGGGACGCGCAGACGGGGGACUGCCUCACCGUCAUCCCCAAACCCAGGUUGCGGAGGGACAGCAGCGGCAUCUUCGACUACCAGGAAGGCUGGGAUCAGAGCCCGGACGGGAAGAACGGGCUGGAGGACUCCUUUGAGAGCGGUCACCAGCUCAAGAGGCUGCUGGGCCCCCCGCAGCCCCCCCUGUUCUGCGACCAGCCCGACCUCACGUCCCUCAUCGACACCAACUUCUCGGAGCAGGCGAAGGCGGCCGAGUCGGAGCCACGGCUGCGGGCCGUGGGCAGCCGCCACAAGGACACGGGCUACGACUUCAGCAGCCUGGUGGGGAAGGUGUACGAGGAGCACGGCAGCUCCGGCUGCAGGAGCGUGGCCUUCCCGGGGCUGCCGGGCCCGCACGGCCCCGCCGGGCUUUGCGGGAGCAGCGGCCGCGCCCCGGGCUGCGGCUCCGACGAGGCCGGGGGCGGCCGCCGGCGCAGCCUCGGGGACCGGAGCCUGGGGGACGAGUCCUGCGCCGGCUGCGAGAAAUCCUCGUCCCUGCCGGCCUGGGGAGGGGACCUGGAGAGCUCCAUCUGGAGCCUCGACCUGCAGGGACACCUGAUCGUGGCCGGCCGGAGCAACGGGAAACUGGAGGUGUGGGAUGCCAUCGAGGGCACCCUCCGCAGCAGCAAUGAGGAAGGACAGUCUGGAAUCACGGCCCUCGUCUUCCUCAACAACAGGUAAUUCCUUGGGCAGGGCUGGAG
This is a messenger RNA of Empidonax traillii (willow flycatcher), 3089 nucleotides long. RefSeq names its product SREBF chaperone (gene SCAP). Gene Ontology annotation, molecular function: sterol binding; protein binding. The record is from RefSeq and is a predicted model, not a curated record. The annotation marks the transcript as partial. The transcript has 16 exons. NCBI's taxonomy places the organism in Eukaryota, Metazoa, Chordata, Aves, Passeriformes, Tyrannidae. Gene Ontology annotation, biological process: SREBP signaling pathway. Gene Ontology annotation, cellular component: endoplasmic reticulum membrane; Golgi membrane.